GACGCGGCAAAGCGUUUAUAAUCCGCUCAAGCGGUGAGUAAACAACCGAUAGACCAACAGCGGAUGGCUUUGCUUCUCGUCAUUUCUCGGUGAGACUCGGCGCUCGGCGGACGUGCUUCGACGACGAGGCGACUGCUUUUCUUCCCAACCCGACCCGUCAGUGACUCUGCGUGUAAAUGCUCACAGACAAGAUGAUGAUGUCCCCGUGGGACCGCUGGUACUCCACAAGCUGCUGCCUUUGCUGCCAUGUCCGCACAGGAACCAUCAUCCUGGGGGUCUGGUAUAUGCUCAUCAAUGCCGUGGUGUUACUCAUCCUGCUCACGGCCCUCAGUGAUCCAGAAAAGUACCAUCUGACCAGUGCUGAGUUGGCCAAUGACCUGGAUGUCAUGGAUGAUGCCAACAUGUGCAUUGCCUCAGCAAUCUCCCUGCUGAUGAUCCUUAUAUGUGGAAUGGCAACAUAUGGUGCAUAUAAGCUGCGUGCCGCGUGGAUCAUCCCCUUUUUCUGCUACCAAAUAUUUGACUUUGCUCUCAACGCCCUGGUGGCUGUCAGCAUUGUGGUGUAUCCAAACACAAUACAGGAUUACCUGCAGCAGCUGCCGGAUAAUUUCCCUUACAAAGAGGAAGUGGCUGCGCUCAGUAACAUCUGCCUGGUCCUCGUUGUGCUGCUCUUCAUUGGCUGUAUCAUUGGCUUUAAGGCCUACCUGAUCGCCUGUGUGUGGAACUGCUACAGAUACGUGAGCGGCAGGGGCGGUUCUGAAAUCCUGCUCUACGUCACCACCAACGACACCACAGUGCUGCUUCCUCCAUAUGAUGACAACAUCAGCGUCCCGUGCAAACAGGCUCCUCCGUCCUACAUCUCCGCUGAGGCGACGGCAUGAAAACAUUCCGAUGUUGGGAUCCUGCAGAUCGGAUCCUCCCGUUAGCACUCGAUACGACACACUCCAGCAAAACGACGCACCACACUGCCUCACUAUGUUCACAAAUAUCCACGAUAGCACACAUCGCUCAGCGAACUCCCAUUCCAUCUCGCCGUUACCAACCAAAUUGUAAUGUAUCAGUUCUCUUCCUCCUAGGUUUAUCCAGGAGCGAUUAGCAUACUGUAUGCCUUAGAUUGUGGCUGAAAUGACAUGAAAGCUGUAGGAAGUCGCAUAGAUUACAUAUAUUUUUGUGAAUUCUAUUUAUUCUUUGUGCGUUUGUAACAGUAUUAUUGGGUCUUAUUUAUCUAGUCAUAUUUAUGUUAUGCUCAAAUGCAACAGUAGCUGCGUUUCCAUUACAAAUGUGCACAAAUCUUUGUAAAAAAAAAAAAAACUAAACUAAAUUUUGCAAUUGCAAAAAAAAUUGUUUCCAUCAAAUAAGAAAUGAAGCUAAAGCCACACAUGAAUAAGUCUGUUCAUGCAGUAAGUCUUUGCAAAACAUGGCGGCGACGGAUGUAAACAGUUACAUUAGAAAUAUUCAUAAUUCAUCUGAAACGUUGCGUGUGAGAGCUCUCAUGGAGCCAGCUGCAUGUUGUCAGAAAAAAUAAAAGCACACCAUCAUCCUGCUACCACUUCCUGUCGUCUUCUUCAUCGUUUCCGCCAGUAGUAACAUCCAGCUGUUGAUCACUUAAUGUGAAAAAAGUCACGUGAAAAAGUUAACUGUUACAUCUAUACAUCUGUUUUGUAUGAAAUACAUGUAUUUCAUUUGGCUGAAGAACCACCUCAUCACACUGUAAAAACCUUUUUAUUGAAACCAGUGAGUUUUUUCGAAAUUGGCAUGUUUCUGUUUAGCGAAUUUAUUUUUUGAAUUUAAACUUGCACAUAUUCUAUAGUUAAUGGAAACGCAGCUAGUGAACGGUAUGGAUCAGCGUGGAAAUGGAUACGGAGUUAUUCGGUAUCAGUCUUGUCUGCUCGUGAUCAGGGUUGGAUUGCCUUCUCUCUCUUUCUCUCUCUCUGUUUCUCUAUAACGGGUUGCACUUUAUCGGCUCAUGUAUGAAGUGUCCCCUUAACUUGAAGUUUUCCAAAGAGAUGUAUCUGCCUGUAUUCUGACAUGAUCAAAGAGCCGCCCUAAUGUACAUCACCAAGCAUAUCACCUCUUUUUCUGUGUUCUUUUUGACUGAUUACAUGGCUGUAAUCAAGAUCGUAGCGUUGUGAACUUUUAACUGCGUUUCUACCGACCGACGAAGAACGUCUUAGCUUAGCUUCACUUACUAUUUUUAAAGCACAUUGGAGGUGCUGAUCUGGAAUCAGUUAGCUGUGUGAAUGCGGGGAAACUGGAGCGUUGGGAAAGCAGGUCCUGCUUGUGUUUUAUCAAUCAAAGAAAAGAAAAAAG
Messenger RNA from Poecilia latipinna (sailfin molly), 2307 nucleotides. Its product is annotated as lysosomal-associated transmembrane protein 4B-like. Bases 177 to 878 code for a protein of 233 amino acids. The transcript has 7 exons. The record is from RefSeq and is a predicted model, not a curated record. NCBI's taxonomy places the organism in Eukaryota, Metazoa, Chordata, Actinopteri, Cyprinodontiformes, Poeciliidae. Gene Ontology annotation, cellular component: lysosomal membrane.